Messenger RNA from Larimichthys crocea (large yellow croaker), 6468 nucleotides. It is a transcript of the gene spag9a, whose product is annotated as sperm associated antigen 9a. Gene Ontology annotation, molecular function: kinesin binding; JUN kinase binding; signaling receptor complex adaptor activity. Bases 296 to 4207 code for a protein of 1303 amino acids. Gene Ontology annotation, cellular component: cytoplasm. The transcript is spliced from 32 exons. The record is from RefSeq and is a predicted model, not a curated record. NCBI's taxonomy places the organism in Eukaryota, Metazoa, Chordata, Actinopteri, Sciaenidae. Gene Ontology annotation, biological process: vesicle-mediated transport.
UCGGGACUUGGUGUCUUCGUUUGUUUUCGGUCAUUCAGCGUAAAUGGAAAUGAGCAGCUUUGGAAGAGUCCGUGAAGGCAGCAUGGGACAAGUGAGGGAAAGAGGAAGAAAUCCACGUCGCCUUUCUUGCAUCGUAAUAGUCCGGUGGUGUGAUGUUUCCAAUGUGUACGUUCAUUUAAAGAAACGCUGCCUUCAGUUAAGCGGAUAACGGUGUUCAUAGUGGCGGGGUGACGCGGACUAACCCACAAUUGGUCCUGUUUGCUGAAAGGGAAAGGACUUUAAAAAAAAAAAAAAGAUGGAGCUGGAAGACGGAGUUGUGUACCAGGACGACCCGGGGACAUCAGCGAUGAUGUCUGAGCGGGUAUCGGGCCUGGCCAACUCCAUCUACCGCGAGUUCGAGCGGCUCAUCGGCAAGUACGACGAGGACGUGGUGAAGGAGCUGAUGCCGCUGGUCGUGGCCGUGCUGGAGAACCUGGACUCGGUGUUCGCCGAGAACCAGGAGCACGAAGUGGAGCUGGAGCUGCUGAAGGAGGACAACGAGCAGCUCAUGACCCAGUACGAGCGGGAGAAAGCGCUGAGGAAACAGGCAGAGGAGAAGUUCAUUGAGUUUGAGGACACUCAUGAACAGGACAAGAAGGACCUGCAGAACAAUGUGGACCGAAUGGAGUCCCACUCCCGCCAACUGGAACUCAAGCUUAAGAACUACGCAGACCAGAUCAGCAGGUUGGAAGAACGUGAAUUGGAGCUCAAGAAAGAAUACAACUCCCUCCAUCAGCGACACACAGAGAUGAUCCAUAAUUAUAUGGAGCAUGUAGAGAGGAUCAAAAUGCAGCAGAUUAGUGAGAUUUCAGAGUCAAGCACAGUUGGCCGAGUCAGGAGAGAGCGGCCUCUUUCUUUGGGGAUCUUCCCACCAUCUGGUGGGGUGUCUAUGCUAACCCCAGAUCCCCAGACCAGGGUAGAGACACUGGGCACAGAGGGCUGGAGGUUCACCGACCCAACACAGCCACGGUCCAACACUAGCCUCAAGCAGUUGGACUUUGUCGACCCCCCAAAGGAAAGGGAGGGUAAGGGUGCGCUGGACUCUUCUUGGGGGAAUUCACUGGCAGACGACUGCAAGGAUGAGCUGUCGGACUUCACCGGCUCCAAGUCGGCCACACCAAUGUCCACCACAGCCUCUGACAUGGAAAGGGAAGAUGGAAACUGUAAGAGCACGGAGGUGCAGGCUGCACCAGGGACCAGAUCCGUAUCAGUGGGUCUGCCUGAAAAUGAGGACAGCUCAGAUGUGCAGGAUAUCAUUGAGUCCACCCCUGAGCUGGACAUGGAUCUCAUUGGAUACAAGCCCUGCAGUACCCCUACUAAAGGCAUUGAGAACAUGGCAUUUGACCGCAAUACAGACUCUCUGUUCGAAGAGCUGUCGUCUGCAGGCACUGGGCUCAUAGGUGAUGUGGAUGAAGGGGCUGACCUGCUGGUGGAGUACUCUGACCUUAGUUUGAUUGGUAUGGGCCGGGAAGUUGAAAAUCUCAUUCAGGAGAAUUCACAGCUGCUUGAGACAAAGAACGCUCUGAACGUGGUGAAUAAAGACUUAAUAUUGAAGGUGGACGAGUUGACCUGUGAGAAGGAGAUGGUGCAGGGGGAGCUGGAUGCUUUGCUGCAGGCCAAGACCAAGAUGGAGGAAAAGAACAAAGAGCUGGAGGAGGAACUCAAAAAAGUGCGACUUGAGAUGGAGGAAGUGAAGCACAAAACUAAAGACGAAGAAGAUAGUGAUGUACCUACAGCUCAGAGGAAGCGCUUCACCCGAGUGGAAAUGGCCAGAGUGCUGAUGGAAAGGAACCAGUACAAAGAGAGACUGAUGGAGCUCCAGGAAGCUGUUCGGUGGACAGAGAUGAUCAGAGCCUCGAGAGAAAAUCCAACCCUCAACGAAAAAAAGAAAUCCAGCAUCUGGCAGUUCUUCAGCAGACUGUUUAGCUCCUCCUCCAGUGUCCCUGCUAUAAAGAAGGUGGAGUCCCAGUCCAACGUGAAAUACAACGCCCCGGGCAGCCUGGUGAAGAGGAGUAGCACGUUCUCCCAAUUUCCCACGGAGAAAUCCAAGACGUUCGACUUCCUAAAUGAAGAUAAGGACCAGUGCAGUUCACCAUCGCGCAAAGAGGCGAAGAGAGCCCAGUACAGACAGGUCAAGGCCCACAUGCAGAAGGAGGAUGGCCGAGUCACUGCACACGGCUGGAGCCUGCCCAGCAAAUACAAGGUGGUAAAUGGUGGACAGCUGGAGAACAAAAUGAACUUACCUGUACCGGUAUACUUGAGACCACUGGAUCAGAAAGAUGCUUCCAUGAAGCUGGGGUGUGCUGCAGGAGUCAACCUGUCUGGGGGAAGGACAGCGCCCACAUCAGAGCUCGCUAAGCAGAUAAAGGGUUCUCAGAGUAGCCUGGACCAGUUAGAGCAUGAGAGUAAGGUAAGGGAACAAGAGAAAGGGGAGCAGGAGAAGGAGCUGGUCCUUCAGGACGAGAUAUCCAGCAGGGUGUGGGUGUGCACAAGCACCCACUCCUCCACCAAGGUGAUGGUGCUGGAUGCCAGUCAACCCUCUGACUUACUUGACAGCUUCUACGCCUGCAAUACCCACGUGGUCUGCAUUGCCAGUGUGCCAGGUGUGUUAGAGACAGAUUAUCCGGCAGGUGAGGAGGUGCCACAAGACCUGGAAGCUACCCAAGGUGAUGGGGUGUCACUGGCCGGCAGUGUGGCCAGUUUGGGCUCCACGGGAAGUGAUGGUACCAUGGCCACAGAGGGGACCACCGCCGUCCCCCAGACGGCCAAUUCAGGUUCUACUGACAAGCUGGCUGAGCACAGCGGCAUUUCAGGCUCAGUUGAGCUCUCUAGAGAGACCAGUCCAGCAGAAGAUGGCAUUCCUACAGCAGAAGAGGCAACAGAAGCGACGGAGGCCAACGCUGGUGUAGGCGAAGAAGGAGAGGAAGACCAGGGAGCAGACCAGAACCAGCCGGGAAUCUACACGGAGCAUGUGUUCACCGACCCACUGGGGGUCGGACCCACUGACUCCUCUCCCACUGACUCACAAAGGGGCUGCAGGCAGGAUGGUGUGACAUCCCUGCCAGAAGAGUUGGAUCUGUCAGAGGGGGAGACUUUGAGGAUGAGCAGCGCCCUCCCAACCAUGUGGCUCGGGGCUCAGAAUGGAUGUCUGUAUGUUCACUCGUCUGUGGCUCGAUGGAGGAAGUGUCUCCAUGCCAUCAAGCUGAAAGACUCCAUCCUCAGCAUAGUGCAUGUUAAAGGGAGAGUCCUUGUAGCUUUGGCUGAUGGGACAUUAGCGAUUUUCCACAGAGGCAUCGCAGAUGGCCAGUGGGAUUUAACCAAUUACCACCUGUUGGAUCUGGGACGGCCCCACCAUUCGAUUCGCUGUAUGACAGUGGUCCAUGACAAGGUGUGGUGUGGCUACAGGAACAAGAUCUACGUCAUCCAGCCUAAGGCCAUGAGGAUAGAGAAGUCAUUUGAUGCUCAUCCUCGUAAAGAGAGUCAAGUGCGGCAGCUAGCCUGGGUUGGAGACGGCAUCUGGGUGUCUAUCCGACUGGAUUCAACUCUACGCUUGUUUCACGCCCACACCUACCAGCACCUCCAGGAUGUGGACAUUGAACCCUACGUCAGCAAGAUGUUGGGUACGGGUAAACUGGGCUUCUCGUUUGUGAGAAUCACAGCUCUAAUGGUGUCCUGCAGCCGACUGUGGGUGGGGACAGGAAACGGUGUCAUCAUCUCCAUCCCGCUGUCUGAAGCCAACAUGUCAACAGGAACAGUGCCAAAUCGGCCCGGCAGUGCUGUCCGGGUUUACAGUGAUGACAGUUCGGACUGUGCUAUGUCGGGCAGCUCCGUGCCGUACUGCUCCAUGGCUCACGCCCAGCUGUGUUUCCAUGGACAUCGAGAAGCUGUCAAGUUUUUUGCCACCGUGCCAGGUCAGGCGAUGCCCCCCCCAGGCACCGCAGACUCAGGCUCUGAUGACCCUCCAUCUGAAUCCUCUGACACAGCGACCUCUGAGCCCAAAACAUUCCUGGUCAUGAGUGGGGGUGAAGGCUACAUUGACUUCAGAAUGGGUGACGAAGGCGGCGAGUUGGACGGCUUAUCAGAGCCAACAGCCAGCCAACAGUCAGCACCUACUAAGUCCGAGCAGAGCCACCUCAUCGUCUGGCAGGUCACAACCUCUCAUGAUUGAAAAAACAAAACAAACUGUUGUCGAUGCCAGGGCCGCCCACCAACCCCUGCAUGUCCUUCUCGAAGUUUUUAAUUUGAUAUUACUGAUUGUUCUUAAUGCCUGAGUAGUUGACUACUUUGUAAAAGGAAAAAAAAAUAUUUUUAGUCCAUGUUUUGUACAGUUUAUUCUUUAUGAAUUUGAAAUAGGUAUGGUGAGGUUUUGUUAACCUGAAGAAUACGUCCAAGUGCGGAAAAGCUGGUGCACACGGGAAAAAGUCGGAGUGACUAGAGGUUGAUCGGGUAAUGUACAGACGCUGUUUGUCUCCCAGUUGUUAAAAAAAAAAAAGGGAAGUGGAUGUGAAAGAUAAAAGGGAAAAAGCAUAAAAAAGGAGCAGGAAGUUUUGAGUUGAACUGAAGUAUAUUUUAUAUUCUACACAUAAGACUUUUACAUUUGUAAACCACAUGUCUGUACGUAUGUGAGCAUCAGGUGUGUGUAGGCAUUCACUGAAGUCUAUCCUGUGUUGAGCAUUUUUAUCAUCUUUACCAUUAGGGGCCCGGUCAGGUGUCAAAAAUACGACACGUACAAGUCAAAGUGUGUACAAAAAUUUCAAAAGGUUAAAUUCUUUGAAUGUUUUUCCGAGGCUGAUUCCUCCACUGUAUUGUCUGAUUAUUAGAGAAGCAGCUUGCACGUACACCAGUGGUAAAUUAAAUGUGCUUUUACUCAGCAAAAAGCUGUAGGGCGAAACAUUGCUUGAGAUGGUUUGUGUUAUUAUUGAAUGACGCCGAGCCCUAUUUACCACAGGUUUAUGUUUUGUGAUAUGAAUAACGUGUAAGCAGUUUGGGUACUCAAAGGUUUGACUAGAAGAACCAGCUUACUGUACUGUAGGUUAGCAUUAGCCUGCAUGGGGGAAAUCCUGUAUCCUUGUCCAAGUGUGUGUGUGUGUGUGUGUGUGUGUGUGUGUGUGUGUGUGUUUGCACCUGCUUGGACGUUUUUGAACGUCUGAACAUCUGUCGUGUGAGGAAGAUCUUCCUGUACCACCAGCGUGGUGCUUCCUGUUUGCUUCAGCUCAUUGGCACUUUAAAAUGUUACAUGUUAGUCGCUUGAGGUUUGGAAGAACACCCGUGGAAAUGUCAAACUACACUACUAUGUGCUAACUGUGCGAAGGGAACAAAACGUGGAAACAUUUCUAGCGAGGUGUCACCCCCCAGUAACCAAAGGAACGAAAGAAGAAGCACCGUGAAACUAUUUCAUUACUUUCCAACUUUGAAACGUGUCAUGAGUCUGAUAAUUUAAAAGUAUACAUGUGUGUUUUCAGGGUGUUGAUGGGGGAAAUAAGCUUGAAUAAGGGAAUCUGACUAAAAAUAACAAUUUUGGUGUGGCACCUUCUAAUGGAAAUGCACACAGCACUAAAGAUCGCUUCAUCAUUCCUUGUUUUGUUGUUACAAAUACAUUUUGGAGUCAAUUAUUGUCCUUUUUUUUGUUGCAUCAUGUGUAUUUUGUAUUCUUGUGAGACACUUUUAUUAUUAAGUAAUGAGUAUUUUGAUGAUAACUGUAACACUAUAGCAGGAUACCAAUAUUAAGCAGGUGUUUUGAUUUGUUUUUAUAUCAGAAAAGUCGGACCAAGAUUGGUCUUCAGUCCAUUUCAGAAUAGUAACUUUAUAUUGUGUUUUUGCCAUUCCAGUAUUUAUUUCCUUUAUGGAGCCUAUCUUGGUUCAGAAUGUAGCUUUCUACACGAGCAAAAUAUAAUAGGAGGCUAUUAUAGUCCAAUGAGUUUACGUGAUUGUUAAUAAUGGUUAAAUAAAAGAAAUUAAUGUAAUCAUGUUGGACAUUUUUGACAAACCAUGAGAUCAAAGUGUGCAAACAAUAACUUGGGUUUUUCGAACAACACAUUCAUGUACUAAGCUAUGCAUGUUUUUUUUUUUAAGAGAACACUGCUAUGUUUUCAGCUAAAUCUGUUUAUUGCCACCGUUUUGGGUGGGGUGGAUGUCUAUAUGUGUGUUUGUGUGUACAGUACAUGUGUACAUGUAGGAGUUUGAACGCAAGACACAUUUGUCAAUGUGUGUUUGAUUUUGUUUUGUUUUCUUGCAAAUGUGCGGUGUAUGUCUGCCCACUGUAUGUCCAUCUGUCAAAAUGUCAGAUGUCCAUCUGUAGAUUGGUCCCAUUUACCUGUUGUUGUUGUACCGGGUAUAUCUGGACGCCAUAACGAUGGUUCCUCCUGGUCAGCGUUUGCUAAAACAGCAUCAUAGCCUUAUUUUUAACAAUCUAUUAAACUCAGUUUCAUG